AAUUACUCACUUCUGUCACAAUAUACAAUUAUUUGCUCCCUAAGUACUUUGUCUCUGGCCUUGUCAGAUUCCUACCCAAGAGACUCCUAUUCAUUGGCAACCAAGUUAUUUGAUGCCCUAACAGUGGACCUCAAGGGUCACCUAAAUUGACGUUGAUGAAACGCUUUGCAAGCGGAUCGCCGGAACACCCCUUACUCCCUGGAUUCAGGAUGCAUGCUUUGGGAGCCUUUUGUUCGAAGGGCCAUUUGUUUAUAUCGAAGGCAGGUAGACCACUUGCCGGGCUUUGCGAACAUCUUAAAAACUCCGACCCACCACUGAGGCAACCCUCAUCACCCUAAACUUCGACAUGUUUGAGCAAUUUUUCGAUUUCUUUCGAGGGGCGGAGGACACAUUUGUUUUCGGAGAAGACCUCGGCAUGGCCAACUCCACCAUUCCUCCUCCAUUGCCUGACACGACACACGGCCUCCUUUUCCCAAAAUACGAAGAUAUCAUCAUCCCAGAGCAAUCAGAAUAUCCACCUACUCUUUGGGACUUUUACUCCAAUACAAUACUACCGGAUGCACUAUAUUUAUUCUCAGGCGCGAUGUCGAUGGAACAAAACGAAGGCAGCAGUUCCGGUCUGGUGCAAAACACACAACCAGAAUACCUUGAAGACCGUGAUGCUGAGGGUGAGCCAGAUCCUUGGUAUGAGCUGUCAUGCUCCGUGCCCGCGCCCAUUCCAUUGUCCCAAGGGACCCAAAAGACCCCAGUGACAUCCUAUGAGCGUUCAGACGCGAGCCUCCCAAUUCCCUCCAGUUCGUCAACUCCUCCAGACAACAUGCUGAACGGUCCUUCGCCAACUUUCUCCGACCUGCCUUCCAUUCCUCGAGCGCUAUAUGCCUAUGGUGUUAAAAGAGAUGCGAGAUCCAAAAAGGUUAUGGGAAUAAGCUCAAACGAACGCCGACCAUGCCCCUUAUGUUCUGAUGAUUUCCAUAAAUCGAGAUCAACGUCGUCGUCGAAGGAAAACGAUUGGUGGAGGCAUCUCCAGCAGGUGCACCUCAAGAACGAUGUGAUCUCAUAUAUUGCGAAAGGUCAUCACAUUGACAUCAUUGCACUCCUAUUUUUCACAACUCUCCGAUUUCGUUUUGAGGAGCAUCAUGAUGAACGAUGGUUCGAGCCAACCCGCGAAGAGUACAGCGAGAUAAGGGCUUUCCACUCGGUGUACGGCGAAGACCGAACGAAUGGACCAAUCAUCUUUACGAUCGAGGGAGGAGAGGUGCGUUACCCUAGGUUAAUGGCUCGGCUUGAAUCUUUCGCCCCUUCCUGGUGGGGCCAUUUCAUCUGUCCAUCGUGCGACACGCCGAUAGGACGGGAUCGGGCCAAAGAUCGCCACCCUCCCGGCCAUUGUAACGGGAGAGGCGAGGCUCUUCCCCCUCCAGAAUUUACACCAUGGCCGCUGCACCCUAUAGCGAUCGAUGGACAGACUGCCAAACGCCCCCACGCCUCUCCAACUCUCGAUAGUGAUGAUUACGCUCCCCCACGGAAGAAGCCGUGCAAGCGAAAGCGUGGGGAUUGAACCUCAGCGUCACCGCAACAUUCAUUUCCCGUUGCCGCGCAAGGAUCUCUCGAAAAGUACCUCUUAAAAGUUAAGCAUAGAGCGAAGUAUUCUCUUGGAUAUCAGUUGUGUAGACUUGUUGCUGGAAUCAUGAUCGAUCGUACCAAUAAGAUCAGACAAUGUUAAUUUCUUAUAACUUUGUAGCACUAUAGUACUAGC
This is a messenger RNA of Cantharellus anzutake, 1753 nucleotides long. RefSeq lists its product as uncharacterized. The transcript has 7 exons. Lineage: Eukaryota; Fungi; Basidiomycota; Agaricomycetes; Cantharellales; Hydnaceae. The coding region runs from base 347 to 1555 and encodes 402 amino acids. The record is from RefSeq and is a predicted model, not a curated record.